AGGAUAGGCCCUUGUGUAUUUGAAGGGCAUAGCCUGAUAAACAUACUCUGUUUUCAUAUUACUUCUCCUGUCAUCUUACAAGUUGUAUUGCAAAGUGGAGCUAGGCAGAGGGAAGGUGGAGAAUGACAUCAUCUUGAAAUGUGCUAUGGCUGCAAAGCUGACCAUCUGAAAGCUGUAAAAUCAAGCUAUAUUAUGCUGUAUCUUUUCUGGAAGGUAGAUACAAAGUAAUAGUAAUAGUGAUAGUUCUGAGCUUGCAGAAGUUGCAGUGUUCACUUUGAGAAUGGGACAACAAAUGUAAGCCAUGCUUUCACUUACAUAAGUGUUUUCUGUUAUGAAAUUCAUAUGUACUUAAUGUAGAGUGCCAAGCUGAUCACUACAGCUUUUUAAAAUAGAAAAGCAGGUGGAAGAAAUAGAAAGAUUUACCACACAGCUUGAUCUCUCCCCCUGAAGGAGCCAUUCAUCAUCAGCACCGGCUGAGACAAACUGCAAAACGAGUUUCCCUUCGUGGCUGUGAUUGGGCUUGGAGAGGUGGCAGAGCUGCACGACAGCCUCGGGAUUGGCUGGGCGAGAAUACACCUCUGGAAUCUGUUUGUUUCCCAAAAAUAAGAUACAAUCUCUUAUAUUUCGCCUAGAGAUCUUUUAUCUUGCAUUUAGUAUACAAAUAAACUAGUGCAAACACAGUUAACCUCUUUGGAACGGCUGUAGUACUUUAGAUGAGGGGAAUGAAUUCAGGGUUUGGGAGUUUUGUUUAUUGGGUUGGGUUUUUUUUCUUCCUUAUUUCUCCUGAGUACAAUGAGGCCUGUGUGAGUUGUCUAGAUCUGUUUGCAUUUUCCUGGGUGGUUAUAUAUGAUAUUCAAAAACUUUCUUGUAUCUUAACUAGAGCUGAAAGUUGUUUUCAGACUUUAUAAUGUAUUGACUUCAGCUUAUAAUGAAAGCAGUUAUUCUUUUAAAGCUGUUCUAUACAAUAUUUACAGUUGCAGUACUGUCUUUCACUGUUUUUGUAAAUAUCAAGUUGCUAUUUCUGAUCAUGUUUUAGUGAGCUAUGUCUCUUUUCUAAAUUAUUUUAAUCAUUAAAAUAGAUCUGGAAUUUUCUUGGAAAUUUUUUUUUUUAAGUUAGGGACCUAGAAUGUUGUGAUACCCUAUGUAAAAUAGCUCCAGACCAUAACUGAAUGAGAGAUUUGAUCAGUUGCAGUCAGUGUAUGUUCCAGCUGAGUAAGUAUCUGGCAUAACUGAAUACAUCGGAACUCAUUAACCUACUUCCUGUCUCUAAAAAAAAUUUAAAAAAAAAAAAAUCAAGGGUAGAAAAUUAUAUGGAAAAUACACGUGACUUUUGUUGUGGUUCAGAUUGGAUGCAUACAGAACCAGAAGGCUGUGAAAAGUUAGUUUGUGAAGGAGGACCUUGUGGUUGUUAUCAAGUAACAAGGAUUUGGACAAGCACCAGAUACAGAAGUAUUGACUCUAGGGGUUAUUGCCUUCAGUAGAAGAGGCAAAGAUACAUAGGAGCAUGAGAAUGGAAAUGGAUGAGAGGGAAGAUUAAAGGCAAGAGAAGUUGACUACCAGAAAGCUCUUAAUUGGGUUUUGCUUCUGUUGUAUCUUAAAUAGGGAUAAAGGCAGUAGUUAGUAAUGCUUGAAUUGCCAAUCAGCUUUUGAACAAGCACCUGUAUUUUUCUUAUCUGUAUAGAAUUAACAUGUCAAGAUUUUUAAAAGAUUAGCCUUGAUAUGUUAUUGGUUUAGAAAUUGGUGAGAGUUCUUGUUUUGUUGUCUUAAUCGACACUCUUAAACUCUUAAAAUAAUUACUGAUACGAAUUUAGUUCCUAAAACUGGAAGCUGGUAGCAGAAAGCUUCAACAAGUGUGAUUGGAUAGCAGAUGGCAUUUCAGACUGACAACUGCAAGACACGUGCGUAAGGGGAAACAAAUUCUUAUUUUACAUACUUUGAUGGGCUGGGCUCUGUGUUUACUACUCAGAAAACAGUGAAAUUACAAUAGAGCUGUCUGUUCAAAUUUUCUAAUUUCUAAUUCCUGUUAAAGAAUGAGAACAGUGCCAUUUCCUACUCAUAUGGAAGAAUAAAGAGUUUUCAAUGUCAUUGUUGGGUGGUAGGUUGUAAGCAAAACGAGAUGGCUUUUUAAUUUAUUUUUUUAAGUAAGGCACAGCUAAAUUUUGAAACUUAAUUUCUUUAGGCUAGUGUGGCUGGCAGUAGCCUAUACUGGUUCAGACAACUACAUGGAAACUGGGACAGGCUUUUGUAAGGGUGUUAAAUGCACUGCCCAUCUCUGACUUACUAUGAGUGGCAGGUUGCUGGAGGCAAGCAAGCAGCCCCUUAACAAGGCAAGUGGGCUGUGAAACUUCCACCUUAUGCUGUUUUCUGGGCCUUUGGUAUUGGUUGCUGUUCUUUCUAGCACUAACCAAGGGAUGAUUGUGCCUUUGUCCCAAACGUGGGAGUAGCCCUCCCUCAAAAACAUAGUGAGCCACACUGCUGGGAGUGGAUUGCACUUGCAAGUAGAAAGGCCAAGGGUCAGAAGUGUAAAUGAGGGCACACUGAGUGAAGCACCUUGCUGAAGGAGUCACAAGGAGGGUUGUUAGUGGCCACAUGCUUUUUCUCAGUCCUCUGCUUAGCAUAUAUGAAAUGAGAAGUGGGGAACACAAAGCAAACUCCAGAGUGGCUGGGGUAGCUGUGACUACAGCAGAAGCAUUUUCCCCAAUGUUUUAAGCCCUCAUGUGGGGAGGGAUAUAAAUAAAUAGAGGAGGGGAGCAGUGCAACAAAAAUCCUAAUAUGGUAUUUUAAGGAAUUGCAGGAGAGUUGGCUUUUGUUCCCAUCAACCUAAAAAACUUGGACCAGGUUUCAUCUUCAGGGGUAAAUAUGUUAUUAAGAUAAUAUUUUAAAAUUCUUGGAAGAAUUGAUAAAGAGGUUUGUUUUAGUAAAUGUAUUUCAAUAAUAGUGGGAGAUGGAUAUCCAGAGACACUGAUAGGACAGAGCUUAAUGUUGGUGUGUUUGUUGUUUUAGUCAGAGAGGCUAUCACCUCACAUUUUACCCAAACAGUGUAAUAUCUCUGUUUUUAACAAUUGCGUUUUGUCAUUUUUUCUUUUCAAUUUGUAGAGCAGUCCUGGAUUUCUGUCAGAUCACCACUUAUUUCCAGUACUUUAAAGAUGCACAAGGCUUAGUAUUGUAAAAGGAGUCCUUAGAUUGCAAAUGGCUCAAAACCCAAGACUGUGAUUGAGAAAAUAAAGCAUAGGGAGGACUUCGGAAGCAGAGUUAUUAAUUUUGCAGGAACUUGGAAUAAGAAUUCCUAGACCACUGGGACACGGACCAAGCAGAUUCAUCCCUGAGAAGGAGACAAUUCAAGUGGGAAACGAAGACGCCACGAUGCACACGCUGUUUGCAGAUUCUUUUGCCACGCUGGGCCGACUGGACAACGUUACCUUGGUGAUGGUUUUCCACCCGCAGUAUCUUGAAAGCUUUCUAAAAACUCAGCACUAUCUGCUGCAAAUGGAUGGUCCCCUCCCGCUUCAUUACCGACACUACAUCGGGAUAAUGGCUGCAGCACGACAUCAGUGCUCUUACCUUGUUAAUCUCCAUGUGAAUGACUUCCUUCAUGUCGGUGGAGACCCCAAAUGGUUGAAUGGUCUGGAAAAUGCACCUCAAAAACUGCAAAAUUUAGGAGAACUGAACAAAAUGUUGGCUCACCGACCCUGGCUUAUCACCAAGGAACAUAUUGAGCAACUUUUGAAGACUGAAGAGAACAGCUGGUCCCUGGCAGAGCUGAUCCAUGCAGUUGUUCUCCUUACGCACUACCACUCCCUUGCUUCCUUCACGUUUGGCUGUGGGAUCAGCCCAGAGAUCGACUGUGAAGGGGGUCACACUUUCAGGCCCCCUUCUGUCAGUAACUACUGCAUAUGUGAUAUUACUAAUGGUUACCACGGGGUGGAGGAAAUCCAUGCCAGCCCAAAUGGAAAUAAUCCACCUACAGAGUCGGUCUGUGAAGUUGAAGCUCUUAUGGAGAAGAUGAAGCAGCUACAGGAGUGCAGAGACGAAGAGGAGGCCAGCCAGGAGGAGAUGGCUACACGUUUUGAAAGAGAGAAGAGAGAAAGCAUGUUCGUGUGUUCUUCAGAAGAUGAAGAAUCUGCAGCAACAAGAGAUGUGUCUCGUCACUUUGAGGAUACCAGCUAUGGUUACAAAGACUUCUCCAGACACGGAAUGCAUGUGCCCACCUUUCGUGUUCAGGAUUAUUCCUGGGAAGACCAUGGCUAUUCCUUGGUUAAUCGUCUUUAUCCAGAUGUGGGACAGCUACUUGAUGAGAAGUUUCAUAUUGCUUAUAAUCUGACUUACAACACAAUGGCCAUGCACAAAGAUGUGGAUACCUCAAUGCUAAGACGAGCUAUUUGGAACUAUAUUCAUUGUAUGUUUGGAAUAAGAUACGAUGAUUAUGACUAUGGUGAAAUUAAUCAGUUGUUGGACCGCAGCUUUAAAGUUUACAUCAAGACUGUGGUUUGCACUCCUGAAAAGACCACAAAAAGAAUGUAUGAUAGCUUCUGGAGGCAGUUUGAACACUCUGAGAAGGUCCAUGUAAAUUUGCUUCUGGUAGAAGCUCGGAUGCAAGCCGAACUACUUUAUGCUCUGAGAGCUAUUACUCGCUAUAUGACCUGAUGUCUCCGGCUGCCUGUCGACGUUGGAAUGUUCUGCAGCUGCAGUGUGGCAGAGGAAGAUACGAAGCCUCAGGACCAACAGUAGCUAUAAGUUAAGAUGCCCAUUGUGCCAUAACUCCUUUAGUUUCAGCUAUUUCCGUGUUUGGAAUAUCGUUGCUGCCACUCGGCAGUGAAUGCUUGGCAGUUGAAAAGACAGGGUUGUGCGGAAAGUGCUGCCUGCUCAUGGUAUUUUGGCUUUAGACAGUACGGGACAUUCUAUGAACUUGUGGCAAUAUAGCAAACUAUAGAUAUAUAGAUCUUGUGUUAAGGCAAAUACUGCGGGAGUUGGAGCGCGAAAAGAAGUGGGACUUGAUGACAUUUGCUUUCCCUACAAGAAUAAUUUUAGAAAAUCUUGAUGCUGCUAUUUGUGCAGGUGGAGUGAACAGACUCAGGCUGUUCCAGUUAAGCUAGAAGUGAAAGUGAGCACUGCUAUUGUCUGAGCCUUUACUGUGUGUGGUUUCAAAAAUGCCUUGUUAUUUAGAUUCCCUUUUUAAUCAGAACUAAACCUCUCUGUCCACACUGAUAAUCUGAAAGAUAGCAGUCAAUUUUCUCAACUAGUUUAGCCUUAAAAUGCUACAGGACGUUUGUUCAGCAUUAUUUUGUGAGCUCCAAAGUGCAAUGGUCUUCCUAUGGAAAAAAGGGGACUGGAGUCCUCAGAGUUUUUUAGAGAUCUACCUACGCAAAGUGUCGAGUAGCUUCUUGUCCUCUUUUUCACAAAUGAACCAGGAAGGAGAUAGGACAAGGUGUGGGAAUGUUGUUCUAGACUGCCAAACAGUCCUACUGUAUUACAUGCCCAACGCUGGUCUUACUGAUUUUUGCAGUUGCUUAAAUAACUAGGCUAAAAACCAUCUAUUUUUAGUAAAUCAAAACGUGAUUAAAAUGCUGACGUUUAAUAUACAGUGGUUUUGGAGAACACAUGAGUACUUUUGUAUGAGUGUGAAUUGCUUUUUAAAUUUGUCAGUAUUACUGGUAUUUUUGAAAUAAAGGUAACAACUUUU
Myiozetetes cayanensis is the source of this 5680-nucleotide messenger RNA. It is a transcript of the gene SESN1, whose product is annotated as sestrin 1. Gene Ontology annotation, molecular function: oxidoreductase activity, acting on peroxide as acceptor; L-leucine binding. Gene Ontology annotation, biological process: cellular response to leucine starvation; cellular response to L-leucine; regulation of response to reactive oxygen species. The record is from RefSeq and is a predicted model, not a curated record. Gene Ontology annotation, cellular component: nucleus. The transcript has 10 exons. The coding region runs from base 3364 to 4644 and encodes 426 amino acids. NCBI's taxonomy places the organism in Eukaryota, Metazoa, Chordata, Aves, Passeriformes, Tyrannidae.